AUGGCACAUACAACAGGGGUAACACCCUUAUAUCAGGUUCAUAAACCACCUUUCACUAUCGAAACACCAGGCUACGAGAAAAAACCUGGCGAAACUAUUCCGCGCCGGCACCCUCAAGCUCGCGAUGGUCUCGUUGAACGACCCGCCGAUGAUCUCCACACAGUUUUUGACAUUGUUCGUCGCAGUGCACGACUGUAUCCAGACCGCAGAGCCGUAGGCUGGCGUAAGCUUAUCAAGCUCCACAAAGAAACAACCCAAGUCGAAAAAAAAGUCGACGGCAAGAUACAGCUUGUGGAUAAGGAAUGGACCUUUUUCGAAUUGUCACCGUUUUCGUUCUAUACCUACAAAGAGUAUGAGCAACACUGCCUACAGCUUGGUUCAGGAUUACGGAAACUUGGAAUGGAACCUGGGAAUAAGUUGUUCUUCUUUGCGUCUUCAAGUGCACAAUGGAUAGCUGCAUCCCACUGCUGCGUUACACAAUCUAUCUCGAUUGUCACAGCAUAUGACUCUCUUGGGCAGAGUGGCCUGGAACACAGUCUUCUCCAAAGUCAAGCUGAAGUCAUAUACAUUGACCCGUAUCUGCUCAAAACAGCGACCGAGCCCCUGAAAAAGUCAAAGGUUCAUACCGUCAUUGUCAACAAGUCAUCUAUCUUUGGCGGCCUCGAGAUGGUGGAGGCUUUCAGGACUGAAAACCCAAAGCUCAAAGUCGUCAGUUUCAAUGAGCUAUGCGAAUUGGGUAAGGGCACUCCGAUAGAGCCCGUGUUUCCUAAGCCAGAUGAUUUGUAUUGUGUCAUGUACACUUCAGGCUCUGGUGGAGUUCCCAAAGGUGUGCGGAUUGCUCAUAAGAAUUUGGUUGCAGGAGUUGCCGGGCUAUACAUAUGCGUAGCGGACUGUGUAACACAAAACGAUGUUCUUCUUGCCUAUCUUCCACUUGCCCACGUCCUAGAGAUGGCCCUGGAAAACCUCGCAAUGUUUUUUGGGGGCACGGUUGGCUACGGAAACCCUAGAACUAUCUCUGACACCUCUGUUCGGAACUGCGAGGGAGACAUGAGGGCACUGAAGCCUACAGUCAUGCCUGGCGUACCGCAAGUCUAUGAGACUAUCAGAAAGGGCAUCAUGACAAGAUUGAACAGCAGUGUUUUACUGAAGACUCUGUUCUGGCGUACCUUUGCUUACAAGAGCUUCAUGGUAAAGCACAAUCUGCCUGGGGCAUUGCUGCUAGACGGGAUCGUCUUUGGAAAAAUCCGCGAAAUGACUGGCGGCAAAAUCCGAUUUCUUUUCAAUGGUGGCAGCCCCAUUUCGCUCUCAACGAAGCACUUUCUCUCUAUGGUUCUCGCUCCAAUGUUUACAGGCUACGGUCUCACAGAAACCUGUGCAGUCGGCGCUUUGGGUUCCCCUCUCGAAUUCACAUUGCACUCCAUUGGCACAGUCCCAGCCUCUGCAGAAAUCAAGUUGGUAUCGGUUCCCGAAUUCGGCUACUCGGCAGAUGCGGAAACACCCCAGGGAGAGAUAUUGAUUAAAGGCCCUGCCGUCAUGAUGGGAUACUAUGAGAAUGAAGAAGAAACAAACAAAAGUUUCACUGAAGAUGGUUGGUUCAAGACUGGGGAUGUUGGAGAAUUCGACUCUGAUGGACAUCUCCGAAUCACCGACCGUAUAAAGAACAUUGUUAAACUCCUGAGCGGUGAAUAUGUCGCUCUGGAAAAGCUUGAUUCAAUCUAUCGCGGCGCUCAAGGCGUUAUGAAUGCCAUGAUAUACGCCGACUCUCUACAUGCUCGACCUAUCGCCGUCGUUAUGCCCAACUCGACGGUUCUAGCUGGUAUCGCCAAAGACCUUGGUGUUGACGAACACAGUAUUUAUACUGAUAAAAAGGUACGCCAGGCCUUGCUUAAAGAUCUUCAAGCGACUGGUAGACGGGCUGGACUGUCGAGCAUGGAAAUCGUGGCCGAUGUUGUCAUAACCCCCGAGGAAUGGACUCCUGCUAGUGGUCUCGUUACCGCGACGCAAAAGCUGAACCGACGUGCGAUCAACUCGCGAUAUAAGACGGAGAUUAAUAAGGCAUUGGAACAGGCUUGA
This is a messenger RNA of Fusarium venenatum, 2073 nucleotides long. RefSeq lists its product as uncharacterized. Gene Ontology annotation, cellular component: endoplasmic reticulum; lipid droplet; plasma membrane. Gene Ontology annotation, biological process: long-chain fatty-acyl-CoA metabolic process; long-chain fatty acid metabolic process. NCBI's taxonomy places the organism in Eukaryota, Fungi, Ascomycota, Sordariomycetes, Hypocreales, Nectriaceae. The record is from RefSeq and is a predicted model, not a curated record. Gene Ontology annotation, molecular function: long-chain fatty acid-CoA ligase activity.